UCGCCGAUGCCCCGCUCCCGCACACUACGUGUGGCCAUUUCAACGCUGUUUGAAAAGCUCUCCUGUAACUCAGCUGUAAACACCUCAUGAGACCUCUACCGUUGCUAAUGUAACAUUUCAUAGUAAAGAUAGCAUGCAAACAGUCUCACAAUGUUGCUCCAGGACUGUUUUGCGGGAGAAAUCAUUGUGUUUAAAAGCCUCCUUCAACGUUGUAUCACCUGUUGGCCUCAAACAAUGUUUCCCUUCCCUCCUGAGACUGUGGGGGACUGUGUGCUUCACAUUUCUAAGAGAUUAUGAAUGAUGUCAUCAAGAAGGUGAAGAAGAAGGGAGAAUGGAAGGCACUGAUCGUGGACCAGCUGAGCAUGAGGAUGUUGUCGUCCUGCUGCAAGAUGACCGACAUCAUGACAGAGGGCAUCACCAUCGUGGAGGACAUCCUGAAGCGACGAGAGCCUCUUCCCAGCCUGGAGGCCAUUUACCUGAUUACACCCACAGAGAAGUCUGUCCACACCCUCAUCGCAGACUUCAAAGACCCUCAUUCAGCUAAAUACAAGGGAGCCCAUGUUUUCUUCACUGACUCCUGCCCUGAUCCUCUCUUCAAUGAGCUGGUGAAGAGCCGCGCUUCCAAAACCAUCAAGACUCUGACGGAGAUCAACAUCGCCUUCCUGCCCUACGAGUCUCAGGUAUACUCUCUGGACAAUCCAGAUGCCUUCCACAGUUUCUACAGCCCCCAUAAGACCCAGCUGAAGAAUCCGGUGAUGGAGAGGCUGGCUGAUCAGCUGGCCACGCUCUGUGCCACCCUGAAGGAAUACCCUGCUGUCAGAUACCGAGGCGAGUACAAGGACAACGCCACCCUGGCCCAGCUGCUUCAGGACAAACUGGACGCCUACAAGGCUGAUGACCCAACUAUGGGAGAGGGUCCAGAUAAGGCUCGCUCACAGCUGAUCAUCCUGGACAGGGCGUUUGACCCCGUCUCUCCUGUCCUGCAUGAGCUCACCUUCCAGGCCAUGGGCUACGACCUGCUGCCCAUCGAAAACGACGUCUACAAGUAUGAGACCAGUGGCAUCGGAGACUCCCGUGAGAAGGAGGUUCUGCUGCACGAAGACGAUGACCUGUGGGUGAGCCUGAGACACAAACACAUAGCUGAGGUGUCCCAGGAAGUGACGCGCCAGCUGAAGGAAUUUUCUGCCAGCAAAAGGAUGAACACUGGGGAGAAGACCACAAUGAGGGAUCUGUCCCAGAUGCUGAAGAAGAUGCCUCAGUACCAGAAGGAGCUCAGCAAGUACUCCACUCAUCUGCAGCUGGCUGAGGACUGCAUGAAGCAUUACCAGGGAACAGUGGACAAGCUGUGCCGUGUGGAACAGGAUCUGGCUAUGGGCACAGAUGCUGAGGGAGAGAAAAUCAAAGACCCCAUGAGGGCCAUCGUGCCCAUCCUGCUGGAUGCCAACGUCACCACGUAUGACAAGAUCCGCAUCAUCCUGCUCUACAUUUUCCUUAAGAAUGGCAUUACGGAGGAGAACCUGAACAAGCUGAUCCAACACGCUCAGAUCCCCCCUGAGGACAGUGAGAUCAUCACCAACAUGGCUCACUUGGGCGUCCCCAUCGUCACAGAUUCCACCCUGCGCCGAGGAAAGAAGCUGGACAGAAAGGAGCGUGUGAGCGAGCAGACGUAUCAGCUGUCCCGCUGGACACCACUGGUCAAGGACAUCAUGGAGGAUGCUAUUGAAGAUAAGCUGGAUACCAAGCACUACCCCUACAUCUCCACCCGCUCCUCCGCCUCCUUCAGCACCACUGCAGUCAGUGCUCGGUACGGCCACUGGCACAAGAAUAAGACACCCGGAGAGUACCGCACUGGGCCACGCGUCAUGGUCUUCAUCAUCGGAGGCGCGUCCUUCAGCGAGAUGCGCUGCGCCUACGAGGUCACGCAGGCCAAUGGGAAGUGGGAGGCCAUCAUUGGUGCCACCCACAUGCUCACCCCCACCAAAUUCUUAUCGGACCUGCAGCACCCCGACUUCCGAGAGUCCACUAGGGUGUCCUUUGAGGACGCAGAACCCACACCCGAGUGAGGCAGAGACAGAUUGGGAGGGAGGGAGAGAGAAAUCACACUGAAAAAAGAUCGACCCACAUCUUCACCCCCACCAGCCUGCUGGAGCAGCUCAAGGCCAUGAACAAACCAGACGAGGAAGUUGCAAGCUAAGAUCCUCCAAUAACGUCUCUCUCCUCUUUACCGCUUAACCCCUACCCCCCUUUUCCCAAAAACCCAUCAUUGUGUAUGCAUCUUGCUUGAGAAGAAAAAUACAUCUUAGAUGAUAAAAAAAAAUAUGUUGUAUCAAAGAAUAACAAUGUUGCAAGUAUUCUCAUGUUUUACAAUGGAUGCAACUAAAUGAACUUAUUUAAAAAGGUUUAAAUAUCAGAACAGAAGGCCAUUUAAAACUGAAAGUACCAAAAUGUAAUAUUGUAUGCUAUGUUUUCCCUCGUUUGUUCCUUUGAGUUUGUCGGUGUGAGUUUUAUUGGAAGCGGGUCGAGGAGGGAUGUGCAGUUUGAGAGGUUGAUGUUGUAAAAGUCGGUCAACAUGCAAUAUAUAUAAAUAUAUUCAUCAGAGAGGAAUCCCCCUUGCCCAUUUGAGAUGUUCGUAUUCAGUAGCAUGCUUGGACUUGUGUGGACCGUUUAUGUGUUUGUAUCCAGUGUGGAUGUUCUGGGACCCGCAGAGUUGGCACUUUUUCCUAGACGUCGAGCUUGAAUGCUACACUGAAAACCUUUGUUUUGAGUAUCGAUGAAGUAGAAAUACUCUCUUUGAAACUAUUCCCAAAGCGUUCUACUCAACGGUCUAUCUGGAAACUUUAGCGACAAAGAAAAAACAUAUUUUGAUGGAAAUAUUGAACGGAGAAGCGGACUACGCUACAGGAGCGUAGACGUGUAUGUUUUUGAUAGUUUUUGGCCAUGAUACCAUUAUGUAUCCAAGCUAACCUCACAGUCUUCUGCAGGGAUAUUAGCGAGCUACUAGCCCACCGCGUGUCUGAUACUCAAAACAUAUAUUUUCAUUGAAGUAUUUGUUUAAAAACGCUCGUUUGGGCAGAAAUUGGAAAGAGAGAGUUCUGCAAAAAGCCAGAAUUAUCCCUCCUCCGGUUAACGAGACUGUAAAGUAUUUACUUGCCACAACCUUUUCCUUUCUCCAGAGAAACUCCACGUUUUAAUGUCGAAAAGGCCGUUGCUUGCUAAUAUGUAAUGAAUAAUCCUAAAAAGGGCCAGUUGUAUUUCAGUAUUGUAUUCUGUCAGAUUAAGUCUUAUCAUUGGUUAGUAACUAUGUUUAAUUGGGCCGUGCACUGAGUAGUGUUGCGUAUGGGCCAUAUGUUGCUGUUUUAGCGUCUCACUGUUGACUGGUGAUAUUUCUGACUGUGAAGUAGCGAUACCUUUCCUUUUAAAAAAUGUCAAUGUGAAGCCGCCGUGUUUGUGAUGUUUUAGCUGUAGCUGUUAGUGGUCAACACAGAAAAAUAACUAAUAUAUAUAUAUAUAUUUUUUUUUUUUGUCUGUUUCCUCCUCUGGUGCAAUGUAAAAUCCUCCAAUGGUGAAUGGCUUUUAUUUCCUCUUCCCUUCCCUCUUUCCUGGCCAAACAAGUUGUACAUUGCACUAUACUGCGUUUUCUGUGAUGCAAACGCUUGACUUUGCGUUCGUUUUCUUUUUUAUUAUAAUUUGCUGUUGUAUAGGGUUUACUCUGUUAAAUCAAUUGAUUUAUAUCAGAAUUAUUUAUCAGAGAAAAGAUAAUAGCGAUGCAUUAGUCCUAAAACGGUUUAACUUAUCGGGAUCGUAUGUUUGCGAGUGUUUAAGCACAAACAAAAUUUCCAUGUGUACCUAUGUACUAAGGCUGUCUAAUAAAUUGGCUUCCAUUACAUUAAAUAGUCUUUCUUUUCUUUUUUAAAACAGUAAAGUACAGACACCAAAUGUUAUUUUUCACCUUUAUUUGGCUCCUUAGGGACCACCGAAAAGAUUCCCUGCAAAAUAUUUUUUAGACCUACAGUUGGAAAAAAUGGU
Molecule: messenger RNA, 4026 nt
Organism: Perca flavescens (yellow perch)
Lineage: Eukaryota; Metazoa; Chordata; Actinopteri; Perciformes; Percidae
Gene: stxbp1a
Product: syntaxin binding protein 1a
Exons: 20
Coding region: 294-2063 (589 amino acids)
Biological process (GO): vesicle-mediated transport
Source: RefSeq, a predicted model, not a curated record